Molecule: messenger RNA, 2273 nt
Organism: Haliotis rufescens (red abalone)
Lineage: Eukaryota; Metazoa; Mollusca; Gastropoda; Lepetellida; Haliotidae
Exons: 12
Coding region: 101-1207 (368 amino acids)
Molecular function (GO): oxidoreductase activity
Source: RefSeq, a predicted model, not a curated record
CAUCGUUAUAGACUACGUUAAAGUAGGACGUAUUCAAAUAUGGCACGAUAACCAGAAAGGUCGUACUUCUCGCCGCAGUUAUCACACAGGAUCUUUCAUAAUGGCCGCAUCCAUGGAAUACAUCGUGAGAAGGGUUGAUCUGUUCGAAUUUUGUAAGCGGUGCAUGCUCAAGGUCGGGGUUCCCAUUGAUCACGCAAUCUCUCUAGCAGAGGUUGUUGCAGAUGCAGACUGUAGAGGGCAUUACAGUCACGGUUUAAACAGGCUACGAUUCUACAUGAAUAGUUAUCAAUUCCUCAACCAGAAGGAACAUCAGGGGCCGAUUGUUGUCAAAGAAACCGAAGCAACAGCGCUUGUUGAUGGAAACAAUAUGCUAGGGCCUGUGGUAGGUAGAUUUUGUAUGAAUCUAGCCAUGAGGAAAGCCAAGACCACUGGUGUCGGGAUGGUGUCUGCAUACCGAUCAAACCAUUUUGGGAUUGCCGCUCACUACAGUAUGAUGGCGAUGAAUGAAGGGCUUAUAGGGAUUGCAUUGUGCAACGCGACACCUACAGUUGUCCCGACCAGAGCGAAACAGAGUGUAUUCGGCACCAACCCCAUCAGCGUGGCCGCCCCAGCCAACAACGCUGACAGUUUCGUGCUGGAUAUGGCGACGUCAACUGUAGCCGUCGGAAAGGUUGAAUUAAAACAUCGUCUCGGAGAGCGAAUACCGGAGGGCUGGGCUGUUGAUGACGACGGGAAAGCAACAACGGAUACGGAUUCGGUUCUAAAGACUAGAAAGUUGACCCCUUUAGGAGGAAUGGAACAGACAAGUGGUUACAAAGGCUAUGGUUUGGCUAUGAUGGUAGAAAUGUUCAGUAGCGUUCUGAGUGGAUCGAACACGAGUCCUGAUGUAAGACACCCAAAUUCGCAGCAAGAGUCGAACCUGGGUCAGUGUUUCAUGGCCGUUGACCCCCGUGCCUUUGCUCCUGGGUUCGAGGACAGGAUGAGUCAGCUGAUUGGCCACUGCAGAGGUCUACAGCCGGCUGAUGGAAAGACGGAGGUUCUGAUAGCAGGUGACCCAGAGAGAAACCACACGGCGAUGUGUGACAGACGAGGGGGAAUACCUUACCAUGAAAACCAGAUCCAUUUCGCUGACGAUAUUGCACAGGAAUACGGAGUCGAACCAAUGAAGAGAAGCGAAGGUUCUGCACCUCAGGAUAAAAUACAUUGAUGAAGACAGUAAAGUGAUGUGCUCAGAAGAGAUCUGCUGACAUAUUUAGAGAACAACCAGUAAUCUUCGACGAACUGCGGAUUGUGUAUCCCGCGUGGAUGAAUAGUGUUAACCCCGAGUCUUUUCCGAAAGACUUACAGCAUUCAUUCAGAGUGAGUGAGUAUUGUUUUACGCCACUUUUAGAAAAUUUUUCCAGCAAUAUCACGGCGGGGGACACCAGAAAUGGGCUUCACACAUUGUACCCAUGUCGGGAAUCGAACCCGGGUCUUCGGCGUGACGAUCGAACGCUUUAACCACUAGGCUACCCGACCGCCCCGCAUUCAUUCAGAACGGACAUAUACUCUGUAAUUCCGAGGUUCGAAUAGGUUUUUCUAAUUUACUCACUGACAUUUAGAGAGAAAAAACUCGUUUGAAAUGACACAAUAUCAGCCCAACAGAGAAACUUCACUGAAGGCAGUCAAUUGCGAAAAGACCGAUGACAAUAUGACCGCAUUUGUACAGGUCAUCGCUAUUACGUCAAAUUGUUCAUGGCGCCACAAACGAUUUUAUAUGACGUCGUUCCAACAUUAGGACAACUGAGCUGAUGUCUCUAAUUCAUAAAAAUAAAACACAUUUUUUACUUUUUCUCACGAAAAAAAUAAUAUUGUGUGUAAUAUAAAUAAUAACUCGCAACUUGGAAUUAUCGAUUAUCACAAAUGUAAUAACUUAGGGCAGAUCAUUCGUAAUUUUUCGUCGCCCUUUGGUUCUUGUCUAAGUAUCUGACGUGUAAACGGUUCACAAAAGACACAUGUUCACAGAAAUGAUCAAAUAAACAUGACUGAAUUCUUUCUUGUGUGAAUUAUUUUUUCUAAACUAAAACAAGGUUGAACAAGGACUUUCAAAAUACAUCAGUUACAGGGAGGUGCAUGUCCGUGUUAUCCCUUGAAGUUGGACUAGUUUUAUAUAUUAACACUUUUUUUUCAAGUGAACAAUUGACUUGCCUUUGCAUGUGUUUUGGACGGGUGCCACAAGUGGGGCAGGAUACGCUUACCUUUUCACGAACACCUGGUAUCACCACUAUUUGAUA